Messenger RNA from Harpia harpyja (harpy eagle), 3298 nucleotides. It is a transcript of the gene PACSIN1, whose product is annotated as protein kinase C and casein kinase substrate in neurons 1. Gene Ontology annotation, molecular function: protein binding; phospholipid binding. Gene Ontology annotation, biological process: neuron projection morphogenesis; positive regulation of dendrite development; neuron development. NCBI's taxonomy places the organism in Eukaryota, Metazoa, Chordata, Aves, Accipitriformes, Accipitridae. The transcript has 10 exons. Gene Ontology annotation, cellular component: endosome; cytoplasm; plasma membrane. Bases 265 to 1602 code for a protein of 445 amino acids. The record is from RefSeq and is a predicted model, not a curated record.
UGUGUUUUCACCUUGUGCGGCCAAGGAGUCGUUACACCGGGACGGCGAUUGGUUGGCUAAAAAUGCCUCCCUAAUCUCCGUGCUGAUCUUUACCCCCCUCCUCCCCAUCUGCCGUGACCUUCCAGCCGAUGUGCAGAGCCAGCCCCGGCGAGAGGCAGCCAGCCCCGCUCCGCCAGCGUCCCCACGUCCCAAAGUGCAUGAGGCUGGUGUUUGCCCGAGAGUCACCCAGCGCCCGCACUGACGCCCAAGGCAGCGCCGGGAGCCAUGUCGGGUUCCUACGACGAGUCGGCAGCGGCUGCGGAGGAAACAACCGACAGCUUCUGGGAGGUGGGGAACUACAAGCGCACGGUGAAGCGGAUCGACGACGGGCACCGGCUCUGCAAUGACCUCAUGAACUGCGUGCAUGAGCGGGCCAAGAUCGAGAAGUCCUACGCCCAGCAGCUCACCGACUGGUCCAAGCGGUGGAGGCAGCUCAUUGAGAAAGGUCCCCAGUACGGCAGCCUGGAGAAGGCAUGGGGUGCCAUCAUGACGGAGGCGGACAAGGUCAGCGAGCUGCACCAGGAGGUGAAGAACAGCCUGCUGAAUGACGACUUCGAGAAGGUCAAGAACUGGCAGAAGGAUGCCUACCACAAGCAGAUCAUGGGAGGCUUCAAGGAGGCCAAGGAGGCUGAGGAUGGAUUCCGGAAAGCCCAGAAGCCCUGGGCCAAGAAGCUCAAGGAGCUGGAGACAGCCAAGAAAGCCUACCACCUGGCAUGCAAAGAAGAGAAGCUGGCGAUGACCCGGGAAGCCAACAGCAAGGCAGAGCAGUCCAAUACCCCUGAGCAGCAGAAGAAGCUCCAGGACAAAGUGGAAAAGUGCAAGCAAGACGUGCAAAAGACUCAGGAAAAGUACGAGAAGGUGCUGGACGAGCUGAACAAGUGCACCCCGCAGUACAUCGAAAGCAUGGAGCAGGUCUUUGAGCAGUGCCAGCAGUUUGAGGAGAAGAGGCUCAGCUUCCUCAAGGAAGUGCUCCUGGACAUCAAGAGGCACCUGAACCUGGCCGAGAGCAGCAGCUACGCCAACGUCUACCGGGAGCUGGAGCAGACCAUCCGCCUCUCAGAUGCGCAGGAGGAUCUCCGGUGGUUCCGCAGCACCAGUGGCCCCGGGAUGCCCAUGAACUGGCCCCAGUUCGAGGAGUGGAACCCAGACUUGACGCACACGAUAACGCGGAAGGAGAAGCAGAAGAAGGGCGAGGGAGUGACCCUGACCAACGCCAGCAGCACGGGCGAGACGGGGGCACCGGCGGGCGAGCGUGGGAGUGUGAGCAGCCACGACCGUGGGCAGACCUACAGCGCCGAGUGGUCCGAUGACGAAGGCAGCAACUCCUUCAACACCAGCGAGGCCAACGGCGGCACCAACCCCUUUGACGAGGAGUCGGCGGGGAAGGGCGUGCGGGUGCGGGCUCUGUAUGAUUACGACGGGCAGGAGCAGGAUGAGCUCAGCUUCAAAGCAGGUGAUGAACUAACCAAACUUGGUGAAGAAGACGAGCAAGGAUGGUGCAAAGGGCGCUUGGACAACGGGCAGCUAGGUCUCUACCCCGCCAACUACGUGGAGGCAAUCUAAGUCUUGUGGUGUGCUCCUCGUCGCCGUCAGCAGAUAAAUCCACCCUCCGUUGUCUCCAUCUCUCCACCAGCCAACCAGCCAUUUUGCCGUCUGGUCCUUCACUCCUCACAGUUAGAGAUUCAGACAUAUUUUCCGACCAAGCUUUUAUUUUUUUAAGAGUUGUCUCUGAAGAGUAUUUUGCAUAGUCGCUUUCUUCUUCUUCUAAGAUAACGUGAAGCGAAAGAUGACGUUGUCCGUUCGUCUACGUUAGUUGAUUUUUUUUCCGAGCGAAAAGCUGAUACCUCAAGAUCUUAAAGCCCAACCAGUGAGAGCUCCUGAUUGGUUGGUUUUUAAAGAUACUGAAAUCAUGAGCCACCUUCUGAUUGGCUGGAACUGUUCCAAAAUGCACGGCGCUGAAGCUCCUGGGACCAAUCAAAUUCACCCCCCAAAAAGCGAGAGGGAUUAGAGUCUGACUCCGUUUUUUUUGGUGUUUCCGCAUUGUUGUCCCCGGUUCAUCCUCCCUCCCCGAAGGAAGGAGAUGAACGUCCCCUCCUGCCCCGCAGCCACCUGGCCCCAUCCGUGGGCAUGUCCCUGCUCACGGGCAGGGCUGGUGGCAGAUUGAUGCCCAGGCAAGGUGGGACCAGCCCUGCCAUGGAGCUCCUCAGCUUCCUCCUCCUCCUCCUCCUCACGACCGGGCUGUCAACAUGUCUGGCGUGGGUGGAGGUUCCCGAGCCGAUGGUCCACAUGCGCUACAGGGAGCAGCAUCGCCCUUCACGAGGGCAGUUAUCCAGCGCACACCAGAUCCAGGGUGAGAUGGCCCUAAAAUGCUGUUCGGAGAAGGACCCACCCCAGCCCGAUGCUGCUGGAAGCACCUUCGCGCCCAGCCUGGGAUAGCGGGGACCAGUUUGGAUGCUGCUGGGGACGGUCCCCAUCCAACUCCCUUCCUGAAGAGAUGCAGGAGCAGAGCAGGGGUGGGGGAUAAGCAACUUCCAGCCUUGCACGUUGCCAGCAGGAGAUGCAGCCAGCCGGAGGAUGAGGAGAGCUCGGUGCAGGCAGCAGACCCCAGCCUGGGUAGCGAAGCAGCUGCCUGGCAAAGACAGCCGAGAGCAAGUUACACCAAAGCAGGGGAACAGCCACAGGCUUUGCCCUCUGCUUUUCCCCAAGGGGCUCUACCCUUCCUGCGCUUGGGGUCUGCAACCAGCCACAGCAUGGACAGGACCCCCUCAGCACCCAUGGGCGCUGCCACUCAACAUGGUGACCCCAACCCCUCUGCCCCGGGCACAUUUGCCAUCCCAAGCUCUUCCCUACAGGUCAUCUCUCAUUUUUUUCCAUACCAUCACCCUCAGCAGCAUCGAUGCCAUCAUCUUCCUGCACGCUGCUCCCGCUUGCCUCCUGCCCCCUCCGUGGGUUCGUGAAUUUUUUGGCCCCAGGGCUCAAGUGUUCUCGCGGAGGCAGGAGAUGCACCAUGUGCUGGGCACGGUGGGCGAGAACCACCCGGCCCCGCGUCCCCUGCCAAGUACGCAAACAGGAAAAAACCCACAAAAAAGUCAGAAAAAACCCAACCAACCACCUGUCUCAGCAAUGCACCCUGGUUUUUUGUACAUUGAUUGUGUAAUUUAAGAAGUAUAUAUAUAAUAUAUAUAUAUAUCGUGAUUGUAUUACCGUGGAUACAACAACAAAAAGCAGCAAGAGAAAAUAACUGAGCUCUGUAAGCGUC